Molecule: messenger RNA, 3648 nt
Organism: Acanthopagrus latus (yellowfin seabream)
Lineage: Eukaryota; Metazoa; Chordata; Actinopteri; Spariformes; Sparidae
Gene: atoh8
Product: atonal bHLH transcription factor 8
Exons: 4
Coding region: 1350-2354 (334 amino acids)
Molecular function (GO): DNA-binding transcription factor activity; protein dimerization activity
Source: RefSeq, a predicted model, not a curated record
GAGGCUCGAGAGUGCUCCAGCCAGGCAGACGCCAGCAGAGUUAGAGGAGCGGGACUCAGCGCUGUGAGCCCACUCAGACAUCUGCUCUGUAUUCCGCCGGCAGGCUGAACGCUGCACGCGCUUUUGUGUCUCCAGAUAAGCAGAGAAGCGGGAGCCCGGAGACACCGAGCAGCGCCGCGAGGCUGGCGUCAACUUAGAAACAAACACACAAAAAAGAAAAGGAUACGGUGGACUAAUUAACCGUGAUUAACAGCUGGGUAACAAGAAGCGUACUGUGGCCAGUGAGUCCCGCGGAGCCCGAGUGCCAGACAGACAUUCCGCUGUACGGCGCCGUUACCUGAGCGGACUCUCAGUGAGGGAUGUCCCGGAGCUGCGUGUUCGGGACAUGACCAUCCCGGAGUGUUAGAGGCCAGCGCCAGGACUUCCCAUUAAGCUGUCAGCCGAACCCUGACCUGCUGCUGUGACACUCUGUGACAGCGGCGUGGUGGAGGUUAGAAACUUGCAGAUGUUACUCUGUGGGUAGGUGCAACUGGUCUGCGUGUGGAAUGUGGUUAACAGUCAUUACUGUUCCCCGCGACAAGUAAGUUGUUGUUUUGUUUUUUUUUUGUGCACGUCUGCAAAUAGUGCAGCCAGGAUAUGUCUCCUCUGGCUGCUGUGAAGACUGUCAUCGCUGUUUGACGGCUUCUCGUCACCCUGUCACUGUGACUGCAUUUGACACUGAGUUUGCUCCUGAGGAGCCGCCGUCCCGUUCAUGUGCUGUUCCCAUUAUUCCGUCCAGUAGCUGCAGCUCUGCUGCAGCAUAUCUGCGCUCAGUGUGUGUAUCAGUGUGGGUUAUUCUCAGUGCUGCUAUGCAGACUGACUGGAGCCACGCUCAGACAGCUCAACUGUAACCCCGAUUGUGAGGCGCAGGCCUGGACUGCUCACACCAACAGAAACCUCUACAGUCUAGCAGUCUGCUAGUAUGCUGUGUUCCACAGUUGGCAUCUGAAAGUUUGUUAGGGAAGGGUUUUUUGUUUGUUUUGUUUUGUUUUUUGGCCAGUGUUUAGAUUUUGUGUCACUGAACAAAAAACUCCGAUUAAGUUACGUGUACUUUCUGAGUUUCACUUGAACCAGGACCAAAAGUGUUUCAAUGUCCCCUUUGACUUCUGCACAGCAGUGGAAACCAUUUUUCCAGCAGGUGAAGUUUAGAAAAGAUGACAUUCAAAAUCUUUGUGGAAUUGAAUCAUUUUUUCCGACAGUUUUGAAGGCUGAACUGAGUUCAGUUUCAUUUGCUUUUGUGUAGUUGAAAGUAGAUUUGUUGUCCAGAGGAAUUUCACUUCAGUUUUUUUAGGCACAGUAAUCGUUGGAAAAUGAAGAACCUUCAUCCACUGAAUAAUACCUGGAAUAGAUCUGCCAAUAAAGACCCAGUACAGAUCACUGUGCCAAGCACUAAUAAGAAGCUCAAGAGAAAGUCCCGGGAGCCUAAAAGGCUUUUCAGUGAACCUGAGCCUGAAAGGAUGAAAACCUACCCAGGGGACAUGUCUGAUGUGGACUCUGUCGAUGACAUCCAGACUGAGGCAGGUCAUGUCAGGUUGGGUCCACUACAGAGGCAGCUGAUGAUGUCACAGGAGGCGAUGGCCAGUUCUACAGGGAUUCUCUUGGGAUUACCAGAAGGCAACAUGACUCCAGCUCAGAGUGGUGCCAUAGACAUGAGAAUUGGCAUUAACGUGCCUGCCAUCACUACCAAACUGUCCCAGUUACCUGCCUCUCCUUUCUCUAACUUGGAGAUCUCACACUGGCCCACAGCCAUCUCCCAGCCUCUGUCCAACAGACUCAAACUGGGCCUUGGCUCCACUUUCCCUCUGUCGGCAUCAAUCACCAGCAGCCACGGGCACUCACCGAGCCACCAGGCUUUUUCCCUGGAGCCCUCUCUGUCAAGCCAGACUGCAACUCUGCCUGUCCCCAGGACCUCCCAGACCGCCCAGGGUCAGGAGCAUGCGGAGCCCCGGGUCCAGUCACCGAAGGAGUCCCCUAGAAAGCGGGUCGGCAUGAGUGACGAUGGACCUGGGCGUCUUCCAGAGCUUAAAGCCAUCCAGCAGACCAGGAGGCUGCUAGCCAAUGCCCGGGAGAGGACCCGUGUCCAUACCAUCAGUGCUGCGUUUGAGGCCCUAAGGAAGCAGGUGCCAUGUUACUCCUAUGGGCAGAAGCUUUCCAAGCUGGCAAUACUGCGUAUAGCCUGCAACUACAUCCUGUCUCUGGCUCAGCUGGCAGACGUGGACUACAGUUCAGAGCACAGCCUGAGCUUCUCUCAGUGCGUGGAGCAGUGUACCAGGACCCUGCAGGCUGAGGGACGGAGCAAGAAGAGGAAGGAGUGAAGCUGAUAGCAGUGGAUCCUCUGGCAAAACUAUAGGCACUGGGAGCGCAGAUGACAAUGAUGAGGAUCCUUGAAAUGUUGCGGAAAUGGAUGAAAUGAAUGGAGGAGUGGAGAGGAUGGUUUAUAUAUUUUUUUUUAUGAAUUGCUCUCGCCACCCAUUGGCUGAUGAACUAACAUAAAUACUUAUUUGACAAGGAAUUGUGAAAUUUCUGUUUGUAUGAACAACAACUAACUGAAAGACUCACCACUGGCAAUCCCUCAGCAAUUAUCCCACUCAGUUAUGCAUCAAACUACACACACUACUUUGUUCCAGUUCUGUGUUUUCCAUUGUUGACUUACCAAUAACAUGAUUAGCUAUGUAUCUCACUUUAGAGCUGGCAAAAUCGUGAGCAUGAAGCUUGUCUGGCUGGAGGUGUGUGCGUCUAUGUUAAUACCUGGCAUUAACAUGCAUCUCGGGUGAACGAAUAACAAGCGGACAGCUUUGGGUACAGGUUAGAAUGCACCCAAAAUGCAUAGAGGACACAAGGUCUGUAGUUUUCAAGCUUCCCAUUCAGAAAGCCGUGCAGUGCAUACUGGUGGCGGCACAUUGUGUUUUGAGAGAUGGUGCGUUGUCUGCUCCUCAUUUGCGUAAUGUUGAAAUCUGGCUACUUAAUGUAAAUCAGUGGUGCCUGGCAUGCCACGCUGCUCCUGGAAACUACGGAACAACUGUCCAAACUAAAAGGCAUCAUAUUAGUGUAGAACAAGAAGAGGAAGCCAACAACAGGCUAAAAGUGAUACUCAUGGAUAGAGAUGAAUUCUGAUGUCCUCUGGCGGCUCGGCGCCAACUCCCUGUGAUUUAUAGAUUGCCUAAUUUGAUAUAAAUGUAAUCGCUACCUGUUACGAACACAAACAGCUGUAAGAUGGUCCGGCUGGUUAUGGUUCAGAUAGACAUGCAUGUCAGACAUGCACCCAAAUCUUUGAAUAAACUUAUAAAGCUGUGUUUUUGUAUAAUAAUCAGUGAGGCCCAUCCCUCAGAAACACUCUAAUCUAGUGUUUUUUUGUUGUUUUUUUUUCCAAUUUCUUGUCAAGGUGCAUGUUAAACCCAAGUGUAAACGGGGCAUAAACAGCUCUGGCUGUCAGUUCAAUGAGGAUCAAACAUUUGAAGUCAGACUGCAGACAUUCAGAACAGUCCCUGUACUUCAAGCAGCUCAUUCAUUCAGCAGUUUUAAAAUUAGAAGUUUGUUUUAGUUUUUUGUAUAUGCCUGUUGUAUUUUGGAAUAUUGAUAUUCAAUACAAAUAAACGACUUAAAAAAUGA